AUGAUCGUCGAUAGUAGCAUGAGGAUGAUCCCAUUUAUAUGCUUUACGUUUCUGUCAUUUGUCGGGAUCAGCCAUGCCAUGGAUUUGGACACAACAAGCAAAACGUCAAUCUGUGAUGCGACAGCCUUAAUACAAGAUGGUAUGCUGGAUUACUAUGACGGUACGAGAUAUGGUGGUGCGGUAGGUAUGUUCCAAUCACCCUAUUAUUGGUGGCAUGCAGGUGAAGCAUUUGGCGGCAUGUUGGAGAAUUGGUUUCUUUGUGAGAAUGAAACCUAUCAAGAAUUACUAUAUGACGCGCUGCUGGCACAAACUGGCUCUAAUUACGAUUAUAUCCCGGCCAAUCAAACGAUGGUUGAAGGUAAUGAUGACCAGGGUAUUUGGGGAAUUACCGUUAUGGGCGCCGUGGAGAGAAAUUUCACGGACCCCGAUGAGGGCAAACCAGGUUGGUUGGCAAUGGUGCAAGCCGUUUUCAAUACCAUGUAUUCAAGAUGGGAUUCAGAGCAUUGUGGUGGUGGGCUAAGAUGGCAAAUCUUCACUUGGAAUAGUGGAUAUAACUAUAAGAAUACAGUUUCCAAUGCAUGUUUGUUCCAAAUUGCUGCAAGAUUGGGGAGGUAUACUGGUAACAGCACAUACUUAGACGUUGCUGAGCAGGUAUUCGACUGGCUAGUAGAUGUUGGAUAUGUAGUUCUUAACGAUACUGCGAAUGUUUUUGAUGGUGCGGAAAUCGACACAAAUUGUACCGAUAUUACAAAAAUUGAAUGGACCUAUAAUCACGGUAUCGUGCUUGGUGGUCUUGCGUAUAUGUACAACGCCACCAAUGGGACAAGUGAAUGGGAGACUCGUUUAACACAGAUUUUGAAUGGUGCUAAGGCAUAUUUUUUCAAGGAUACUAUUAUGUAUGAAAGCGCUUGUCAAGAUUACAGCACUUGUAACACGGAUCAAAGAACGUUCAAAAGUAUAUUUUCGCGUAUGCUUGGCCUCACAAGCGUUAUGGCUCCAUUUACUAGUGACACAAUCGAUGAUUUGAUAAAGACAAGUGCUGAAGCUGCUGCCAAAUCGUGUAAUGGUGGUACAGAUGGGCAUACAUGCGGUUUGGAUUGGGGAAAGCAAACACAUGAUGGUUAUUAUGGGUUAGGUGAACAAAUGAGUGCUCUAGAAGUUAUUCAAAAUCUUCUAAUUCAUGAUAGACCAGCACCAUAUAAGGAAAGUAAUGGUGGUACAUCGAAAGGUGACGCAAACGCUGGUAUGAAUUCAUCGACCACUAAUGUGCUACAAAAUAACCUAAACAUCACAAAGGGUGGUCGUGCUGGUGCUGCUAUUAUCACAGCAAUUAUAUUAAGUGUGCUAAUUGGUGGCGCUGUGUGGAUGUUGUUUUGA
Molecule: messenger RNA, 1377 nt
Organism: Saccharomyces kudriavzevii IFO 1802
Lineage: Eukaryota; Fungi; Ascomycota; Saccharomycetes; Saccharomycetales; Saccharomycetaceae
Gene: DFG5
Product: putative mannan endo-1,6-alpha-mannosidase
Exons: 1
Coding region: 1-1377 (458 amino acids)
Biological process (GO): fungal-type cell wall biogenesis; carbohydrate catabolic process; budding cell bud growth
Molecular function (GO): mannan endo-1,6-alpha-mannosidase activity
Source: RefSeq, a predicted model, not a curated record